Messenger RNA from Lingula anatina, 5005 nucleotides. RefSeq lists its product as uncharacterized. The record is from RefSeq and is a predicted model, not a curated record. Gene Ontology annotation, biological process: positive regulation of transcription by RNA polymerase II; animal organ morphogenesis. Gene Ontology annotation, molecular function: DNA binding; chromatin binding. Gene Ontology annotation, cellular component: PR-DUB complex. NCBI's taxonomy places the organism in Eukaryota, Metazoa, Brachiopoda, Lingulata, Lingulida, Lingulidae.
GAUGGCGGCCUACAGUUGGUUUAAUUUGAGGGAGAGGAUAUAGAAUAUUGAAAUAUCUCCCUCUGUCUAGUUGCGAUUGUAAAGAUACAAUUUGAACAUGCAGGCUGAAAGUUUACGAGAACGAAGUAUGCGAAAAAAGAAAGGGAGAACAUGGGCCGAAGCAGCAAAAAUCGUAUUAGAAAAGCAUCCCCAGACUCCAAUGAGUCAUAAGGAAAUUUUAGAAGUAAUUCAGGAUGAGGGCCUUAAAGACAUAAGAAGUGGCACCACUCCUUUAGCCUGUCUCAAUGCAAGUUUGCAUGCUAACUCACGUGGGUCAGACAGCACAUUUUACAAAGUGGCAGGAAGAAUGGGAGUGUAUGGAUUAAAGUGUGACCUGCCGUCUGGAGCAUAUCUGGAAGAACUGGAAGAGGAUGAGAUCAACAUUAAUGAGGAGGGGGAGGUAGUGGAGCCACCCUCACAAAAGACAACACGAGAGAGAAAGAAAGAGAAGGUGAACUAUGUUACCCUUCCUGAUGCUGGCAAGAUGGUGCCUCCUGCUGGAGAAGAUUCUUUGGAUGAAAUUUCAGUUGAUGCUGUGGAGUCAAAAGUAACAGUGCCUCAAAACGGAGACCUUAUGCAAAGUGAACAGACACUAUCAGGAGGAGAGACAUACUCUGCAUUAAAUUCAGAUGUCACAAAUAAUGUCCAGCCUUUAACUCUAAAAUUACGUACACGUCACAAGCGACGAAAAAAUAUCAAGUCUGACUCUGCUGUAUAUCCCAGGAUUAAAAUCAAGCCUAUAGAUGGUGCUAGUGUAGCUCCUCCAGCCAUCGAUGAAGGGGAUUCAGCCCAAAGUGCCAGUUCAUCAGCAAGCUCGCUGGCAAACAUGGUGAAUUCCACAGGAAAUGCUGACACACCUCACAGUGUUACCAGAUCGGCAGCCGCAGCAGCAGCUGCAGCCUCUAGCACGUCAGCAGCCAGUCUACUGGGAAUACCUAGCAGUGCUGCUAAAACACAGAGUCUCAGAGAACUGUUGUCUACUAUACCUGGGUUCAGUAUGAAGCCAAGGAAGAGAACUGGCAAAAAGCUCAGCCCAGCCGCCCAGCUAGAACAGACCAAAGAAGGCUGCAUAGACUUGGAGACCCCAGAUUCUAUUCUCACCAAUGUCAACUUGAGGGCCUUGAUCAACAAACAUACGUUCACCAUGCUACCUCCAGCCUACCAGUACAAACUGCUUCAGCUUCUGCCAGAAUGUGACAAGACUGUCAUGGCUGAUGGUUCUUUGAGACUGAGCAGCACUGCCUUAAACAAUGAAUUUUUCAAUAAGGGAUGUCACGAGUGGAGGGAGAGACUCUCAGAAGGUGAAUUCACCCCUGAAAACCAGCAGAGAAUCAAAGUGGAAGAAGAGAAGGAACAGGCCAAGCUUGACCCAUGGAAAGUGAAACACUUUGAACCAAUCUGGGGCCAAAAGCUUAUCCGAGAACCUCAAUCUACUCUGGCAGUGUCAUCACCCAUAUUAGCUGCCCAACUCAAGGCUAGUGAUGCCGUUCAGAAUCCAUUCAUACCCACUGCAGUGAAAAUUGGAAGUCCUGUCAAGAAAGCCAAACUGGUAUCUACCAUGUUGAAACAGAGGGCAAUCUCCCAGACAGUGGCGGCAUCUACUGGGCGUGUUACACAGAGAUUGUCCUCUGGGACUGGUGUGUCUGCCAGAAAAACUGCUACAGCAACUAUGGGUGGUCAAGGACAUGAUGUUACCAUUAUACACCAUUUGAAAAGACCACCACUUUCAAGCAGUGGUAGUGUAGCUGGCAGUCCUCCUAAGAAGGCCAAAGUAGGACCAAGCCAAGCAAAGACUCUAGCACAGAUAAAAGCACAGACUCAAGCUGCAAAGUUGCAGCGAGCGCAAAACCACCAACAACAGCAUCAUAAUUAUGCUGUGGUUCAACCAUCGCAUGCUCCACAUGUGCCACGUAUUUUAGCACGUAGCCAGGGCCAGACACGAACACUGGCUCAGAUUAAGGCACAAACAGCUGAGAAAAAACAACUUCAACUUCAGUUGCAGCAGCAACAAACUGUACAGAUACAGCAACCAGAAACAAGUCAGGUGCAGCAACCAGCGACGGCCAACAGUCAAGUUAUUGCCAGUUCUUUAUCAAGUUUGGUGUCACAACCUGUGACUACUGUUGUGGUGACAACUUCACCUCCUAGUAAUCCACAGGGACACACAAGAACUCUAGCUCAGAUUAAAGCACAGAACAGGGCUAAGAUGCAGGCCAGAACUACUCAUAUUGUUCAUCCACCAGCAACUCCAGUAUCAGCAACAAUACAACAACCACAACAGCAGCAAGCUGCUACACAGCCGGUACAGAAGGUUGUCACAGUAUCCACCCAGCCCACCUUUAUAGUGACAACCACACAAAGUAAAAGCCCAAAUCGCCCUGCUGAUCGAGCCAGAGUGGUGACAAUCAGUAAUAAACUUAUGAAACCAGAUGAAAUUGCAUCAGGCCCAGGGGUUAACUUGGAGAGAUCCUAUGCAAUAUGUCAAGCUGUGUUACAGAAAAGCAUGGUGUCAAUUCUCAGUAAACCUGGUGAUGAUACACAACAGCAGCAACAACAGCACCCUGAAGAUGACAUGGCUGGGGAACAGUCCCGCCCUGAAACCCCAAGAUCUGUAGUAGUUGUUACACAAUCUGGUAAAAUGGUGAUGUCAUCCUCGUCCACAGCAGAUAUACAGGGUGCUAAUCACAACAAAGCUGCAUCAUUGUCAUCACUGUCAUCUUCAUCAUUAUCAACAUUAGCGUCAUCGUUGUCAGCUUCAGCACAGGUGGGCGGCUCUCUGUCUCAGUCAACGACAACUCAUGCGGGCGGAACUAUAACCCUAGUGCAAAACUCUAAAGCGCAGCAGUUGAAGGCUACAGCUGUCCAAAAAACAACACCAUUAAUGCAGGCCACAAAGCCACAGCCUAUGACAGUAGCCAAAAUGUUGGAGCAGCAACAGCAACAAGGAGGGCAGCUUCAGCAUAAAACUACAGUGUCUGGGAACAGUAACAAUGGUGUAAUAUUAAAGCAGUUGAAAGGUAUUCCAUCUGGUGCUGUCAUUACCAGUGGGAAUGGUAAUAUUGACACCAAAGGAAAUAUCAUUGUGACAAGUGUGGGUGGAACUAAGAUUUUGUCUUUGGGGUCAAAACAGAACACCCUCAGUGCCUUACUGGCAGAUUCUAAAAAUCCCCAGAUGCUGAUUAAACCUGGAGGAAGUAAUGGAAGUAAGGUGGCCACUACUCCCACUAGCAGUGCCACAACCACAAGUGCUCUCAGUGCACUUCUCAAAUCACAACCAGCAAAUCUCACUUUUGUGGCCUCAAAAAAUGGGGGACAGUUAAGAGGGCCCUCUGGUAGUCAAAUAACAGUAACUGGAAAAAGCCCAACAGGUGCAGCAUCGCAGCUGCAGAACCUUGCGGCUUCUUCUAACUUGGCCAAUGCCCAGGCUUUGUCUAAUAUAACAGGGUUUCAGGUUGCUGGGGGAGGCAAUGGUUCCAACCUACCACACAGUCUUUUCAUAGGUGGAAACAAUGUACAGAGGACUAAUACCACCCUGGCUGCUAUUCCAGGAACAAAUAAUGUGGCUCUGAUCACUAGCUCUAGCAAUGGAACUGUUACAUUUAUCCCUAGCUCUACACCUGUUCAGAUGCUGCUGCAGCAGGGUGGGACAGUAUCAUCCAGUGUACAUCUGGCGGUGGAAUCUCCAACUGUCUCUACUGUAGCUUCUACAAAUGGAACCACAACUACGUCAAACUCAUCUCAGCCAUCUAAAUGUGCAUGCAACCUUAAAGCUAUGGUCAUGUGUCAAAAAUGUGGUGCUUUCUGCCAUGAUGAUUGCAUAGGCCCAUCCAAACUUUGUGUCACUUGUUUGAUUACUACGUAACAUGAGACUACAUGGCAUAGUAUCACAAUAUUAUUUUCAGUUAUGUGUUGUUUGUUUUGACAUGUUAACAGCACAGGGGUGCAAAUAAAAAAGACGUUUUUCACGUCUUGUUUUCAAAGUAUAAAAUACAUUUAACAGAUUUCCAAAUACCUUAAUGUAUCUUAGUAAUGUAUUGUGCAAUUUGGAGAAUUUUUUUUAUGAAGGAUGUUGACAUGGGGAACCAACACAUAUCUUAAUUGCUAUUUGUUGGUUGGACAAGAAUAAUUUAACAAUAAUACCUUUGCAUAAUAAUAUUGGAAUCAAACAACUAAAAUACUUAAUCACAGUCUACAUACCUCACUGUCAUUAGCAAAGGCAUGCAGUCAUUGCAAUUAAAAUUAUGGUUAUUCCCAGUUGGGGUGUGUAGAUUAUUUAUUUAUGAUCAUGGGGUUAAAAUACCAUCUGGUUUGAAUCUUAGUCAUGGGUAAGGUGGGAGUGAUCUUACACCUAUUUAAAUUUUUGUUUGAUUUGAUUUUGGAGUUGAUUUAAAGCCAGGUGCCCAGCCUUGACAGGUAAACCUGCAUGUAAAAUGAACUGAUGAUCUAUUUUAGCAAGUAUAAGUAUCCAGGGUGUUUCUAGUAUUCAUUGUCUUUAGUUUCAUUCAGUGUGAUUAUUUCACAGUUGAGAAUAGCAUUGUUUGUAUGAAAAUUCUCAAAAUGUACUGGUAACGGAAUUGGGUCAUAUGAUUUUACAUAUAAGAUAUUGAAAAGUUAAAUUAAUGACAGUCAUGUAAUUGCACAUUUAUAUUACUUACAAUCUAAACGGAUGCACUGUUGAAGCUGUCAACACUUCAAUAUUAAAUUUGAAUUUAAAAUAACCUUUCAGAAAAAAGUAGAAAAAUGUCAGCCAGAAAUUGGGUAUCUUAAACAGUAUUUUCAAAAGUAUCAACGUAACAAAGCAAAAUUGUACUUGUCGUUUUGAGAUUUUGUUUACAAUUUACUGUGAACAAACAAAAAGACUUAGACACCCUGGAUAUGAGUAAAGCAAUGUAUAAUAUCGUGUAAAUUUAACGUAUUUAUAAUCCUGUUGAAACAUUUGUUGUUAAUAAACAAAUUUGUAAAUGAG